AUGACUGACAAUACCUCCAAGUAUCACCCCGCCUUAACCAUCACCAAUGUUAAGAGCCUAAUUCCGAUUACUUUGGAUGCCAAUCAUGGUAUGUACCACUCUUGGGCCGCUCUCUUUAAAGUGUUGUGUAGGGUUCAUGACCUUACCCAUUACAUUAUCCCUCCCACGGAGGCCCCAGAACUCACCGCCUAUCAAGCCUCAAAAUCGGCAGACCUUGCCUUUUGGAAGCGGCUUGAUGCCGCGGUUCUCAACUGGAUUUAUAGCUCUAUAUCUCCAGACCUUCUUAGUGUUAUUCUUCUCAAGGAUGAUACCGCUCACGGUGCAUAG
Chenopodium quinoa (quinoa) is the source of this 327-nucleotide messenger RNA. RefSeq lists its product as uncharacterized. NCBI's taxonomy places the organism in Eukaryota, Viridiplantae, Streptophyta, Magnoliopsida, Caryophyllales, Amaranthaceae. The coding region runs from base 1 to 327 and encodes 108 amino acids. The transcript has a single exon. The record is from RefSeq and is a predicted model, not a curated record.